This is a messenger RNA of Microcebus murinus (gray mouse lemur), 426 nucleotides long. RefSeq names its product late cornified envelope 6A (gene LCE6A). The record is from RefSeq and is a predicted model, not a curated record. NCBI's taxonomy places the organism in Eukaryota, Metazoa, Chordata, Mammalia, Primates, Cheirogaleidae.
AGCCCCAAUAGUCCUGUCCUGCUGCAUUUAGGCAUCCAACAGCUGCUCCUCUUCUGGCCUUGUCCUGUUUCCACCCUGAUUCAACCUGUUGGCCGAACAAUGUCACAGCAGAAGCAGCAAUCUUGGGAGCCCUCAAAUGCUCCCAAAUGCUCCCCUCCCCAAUGCCCAAACUCCUGCCUGGCUCCUUGUGGUGCUCCCUGUUCAGGAGGCUGCCAUUCCAGUGUCCAAAGGACCCAGGCUCAGAGCCCCACCUGCUCUAGAAGAACUCGUCGCCGCCGAAAGCCCCGCUGCCUCAGCGGGGGCACGGUCUACCACUGCAAAGAGGAGGAGUGUUAAGGCCUGGAGGCCCCUGCUCAGAUGUACCCAGACCCCCCAGGUGGAUGCCGUUCCUCCUCCUCUCUUCCUAAGACAGCUGAUAGCCUUUGA